GUUUGAAAUGAAGGUGUUCAUCAUCGUGUCAAGCAUUUUAGAGACGCAGUGUUUUGAUUUUUGACAUCGACAUUCAGAUUCACACAUUCACAACAAGGGCCAUGGUUGCAGAGUAGUUUCAGCAUCUGACCAUCAAUGGUCACUAGCCCUCCACUGCUGGGUCACAAGCUAGCAUGGGGCAGUCUGCCAGUUGGUAUUCUUUCUCCAGGUGGGUUUGAUGGAUCAGCAUGGGGAACUCAAACAGCCACAAGCGGCCUGGAUGUAGCAACAAAGUGGAGCACUGGUCACUGAUUCAGGCUACACCAGUAACUGGAGUGCUGCAGUCUUGUUCCUAUGGUCGCUGGAUAAAGACGCAGCGCACUAUCUGUGGCUACGCAGACUAUGCUGAUUUCACUACUUGUCGCGAGUCCAGGAGAAGGUGUGGAGUACUUGCAAAACCUGACACUACAUGUGGGCGAUACUUUGUUCCUAGUUUCAAGUCUAAGUCUGAAUUACAGAUAGUGGAAAAACAGAAAUGGUAUAUUGGUAAUUUCAAACUUCCUCGAGUCCCUGUUCCAGACCCUCAAUGGGUUCGCCAUUCUCAACAUAAUCGCAAUCGCAGGGAAUGCAGCGUUGUUGCAUACAACAAUGGACUUGUUGUUGUUCAAAUAAACACCAAUAGGUAUUAUUUGUCACCCAAGUUCUACAUACUGGACAUCGAGACAAGCCAGGUCAUAGGUCAUUUUCUGAUGUUCUAUCACUGUAGGAGAUGGUAUGAGUGCUAUAUUUCAACAAACAAGCAUAGGAUCCUGUUACGUCCUGACAGUCUGACAAGGGUGGUAGCUUUACCUGACAAUUACCUGUUGGAAAACGUCUACAUUAAUCCUGACACCAACUACUCUAGUCUGUCUGUAGGAACCAUCCCACCAAUAUUUCGUGCUCAUGUCGUGACAUUUAAUGCCUUAGCUGGUGACAACAGAAUUGUCAUGGCAUAUCAAAAAGAUCUGGAAAUCCGUUCUGUAGAAACAUGGGAUAUUCUUUAUGGUGUUCAAAAUCUGGAGCUCCCUACAAAUAUACAGCAGAUGAAAUCCAGUCCGCUUGGUGACUUCAUAGCCUUGCGCUGCGUUCACCCUGUUCAUUGUAAGGAGUACAGUGUCAAUGUGAUUGCUUUGCUGAACUUUCGGACGCUAGACAUUUUGUUCAAAGUUGAUGUGUGUGGAUGUUAUUGGCCAGUGUCAGAGGUUAUCAAUCUUCAAGUCUUCCCCUAUUUUUCUCCUGGUGAGGCAUCCAUAUCUCUGAUGAAGAAUUGUACCUAUCACCGCAAAGUAGUCACAUACAAGCUACCGAUACCCCGAUUGAACCUGCAGUACCUGUGUCGCAGAGCAAUACUCCAUCUGACAAAUUAUAGAGAUCUGAGCAAACUGCCUCUGCCAAAGAAGAUCAUUGCCUUUCUCCAGGCUAAAGCAGUUAUGAACAAGGACAAACCAUUAUAAUUCAACCCAUAGCAAAUGUUCUGUCAUCAAGGAGAAACCAUUGUAAUUCUUCAACUGAAGCUACCGGUACAAUGUACAUGUGGGAGCCAUAAGGAACUAAUAACACACAUAUCCUUUUUGAAGCACUGUGUGUGUAAUUAACAUACAAUGUACUUCUUGCUUUAUACUAUAGUUACAAGAAUGACAAACAAAACAAUGGCGGUCUUCCUUUUUUGACUUCCGAAAACUUGAGAAGUUAUGGCAUGUAUAAGUAGGUAAACAAUGUUUUUCAGUGUUUCAGUCAUUUACACUCUGGAUCAGCCAUUGGCUAUGUAUUUAUUUGUACAGUUGGUUUGUCACAGAGCUGUCUGACUAUUAGUGAGUAGAGCUGUAGAUUGAUAUUUUUCAUAAACAAGGUAUACUGACUUGACUUAAAAUUCAUGUUAUACACAAACAAUUACAUGUUACAUAAGUUAUCAAACUGAACAAUUUCGUGCUGAAGACGUUUUUGAAUAUUUCCCAUUUAUUAUAUAAGGAUGAAUAAAAAUGAGACUAUAAAACAGAACAUAUAUAUAUUAAAGUGGCAACGAUGUGCUCCCGCACAUUUCCACACCUCAAUUGUAGUUUGAAGAGUUAAAAUAUAUUUACUGUUUCAAUACUUAUGUUUUCAUGUAUUAGUGGUGAUUCUUUAUAGAUAGAAAUAUAUUGGCAGCUACCUGGCAGCCAUAUUUCUUUGCAUGUUUAUAUUUGUAAAUGUAUAUUGUUUUAUUGACCUUCGAAAUGAUUAUGAAACAUGUGUAUUUGCACAGCAUGAUAAAAUGACACUGAUGUCAAGAAAGCUAGUAUUUUCGACUGAAAUUUCUAAGUGAAGUUAUAUAUUUUAAUUUCCAUAGAAAAGAUUGUAAAUGUAAAGCAAAAACUUUUUUUUUUUUUUAGAAACCAAAGGUGUGAUCUGUUUAAGCAGGAUUUCACCAAAGCUAUACUCUUUAAAAUGGUCAUCAAAUAAAAGCUAUACUCUUUACACAUACCACUCUGGGUGGCCCUUCUUUGGGAAGACAGUGUAUACGUAUACGUAUGUCCCAGUAAAAACUGGUUAAGUCUACUUAAUUACUGUUGUAUUAUGGCUCACCACUCCGGUUAUUGUAUCCUUAUUUGUGAUAAAAGCAUAGGAUCCUGUUACGUCCUGACAGUCUGACAAGGGUGGUAGCUUUACCUGACAAUUACCUGUUGGAAAACGUCUACAUUAAUCCUGACACCAACUACUCUAGUCUGUCUGUAGGAACCAUCCCACCAAUAUUUCGUGCUCAUGUCGUGACAUUUAAUGCCUUAGCUGGUGACAACAGAAUUGUCAUGGCAUAUCAAAAAGAUCUGGAAAUCCGUUCUGUAGAAACAUGGGAUAUUCUUUAUGGUGUUCAAAUUCUGGAUCUCCCUACAAAUAUACAGCAGAUUUGCCAAAUGAAUUCAGCAGGGUUUACAUAAUGACGUUGCCAUGCAAUAGUUAAUAUAACAUGAUAUAAUUACAUGUUUAUACAACCUAGACCAUUUGUCACUUCAUAGAUUACCAUCAAGCCAUUACAUUUCAUUGUCAUAAUAUAUAUCAAAGAACCAGAGACUGAAUGAUGUGAAUGAUGUUUAGGUUAUGAGCCUUAUAACUUUUGAUAAAUUGAACUGCAUCACCAUAGUCACCAUACAAUUCUUCUUACUUUUUGAAAACAAAAUGAAAUAGAGGCAUACAUAAUGUACAUGUAGAUGGGAGGCAGCAACUAGUCCAGCGAUAUACAAGAAUAGCUGGUCAAUGUGUUACAUUAUGUCCUUGUAUGGGUGCUUAAUCAAUCUUCAUGUGAGAAAAAAUAACAUGAUUUUUCAUAGUGUUUAACAGUACAUGUAUUUUAAAUAUAGCGGUUUUUUCAAUCAAUGUUUAUAAGACUUGCCUCAUUUUCUCUCCAUAAUAAGUUACGCAAUAGUCAUAUAUCACUGAGAAUUUUGACCUUUAACCUAUACAAAGACAGAAAACAUAGAAUUUCUUUGAUCUGCUUAAAUUACUAUUUAAUAUUUAUGUUGCAUGAACAACCAUGUCCUCGAAGAUAUUAACCUCAGUCAUAAACUACAUGUAUAUGGAUGGACCGUGAAUCUGGAACCAGAUUUCUUUUUCAUUUCACGUUGAAUUUCCACUAAGUGAUCACAAUAUCUUUGAAGCAUUAGAACAGUGUGUGUAGUCUUAUAAUAUGUCGUUUUGUCGAUAUUUGGUGAUUGUUCAUUACGUCCUGAAAAAGUGUAUAUUUUGGUAGUGAUUGUGUAGUAAUCUAAUAACAAUUUCGACAUAAGUUAUGUUUCAUUUUUUUAUAAGGGUAAUUACUACUUCCAAAAAGGUAGAAACAAUAUAAACAAUUAGACAGCAUAUAUCGAAGAACAUAUAUAUAUAUAUAUAUAAUUAUACAUCAUUUAUAUACCUAUAUAAUUAUACAUCUCUUUAGCCAAAGAUAAUUCGUGACCAAUCUGUCACCCACCAUAGGCCAAAUAGUAUCGUUGAGUAAUUAUUUCGAUUAAUACUUCUAUGCCAAAUUAUUUAUUAUUGUAAUUUUCUUGUUGAUAUAAAAUUAAGAAAUAUUGGUGCUAGAAAACAUAAUGGCAGGGGUCAGUCAAAUAUGUAACCCUAUACUUUGUAAUUACUUAUAAUUUUGAAUUAGGAGCAUCUCAGUUUUUGUAGUAGUACACACUUAGCUUGAAUGGCGUUUUAAGAAUACUGUGUCAUCAUUCAACUGUGCAAUUGUCAAGACGAUGCUUGGGAAAUGGUAGACAGAACAUAUAGAUCUGCUAAAAUAUGUUUGUGAAGUGACACGCAUGCAUUCCUUGUUAUAGUAACAGUGAUAGAAAGGGUGUGACUAUGAACUGAAGGACAUUAUUCUUCACAGGUUUUAUUGUCCCUUGUAUAACUUUUCUUUCAAUUUUUAUCAUAUCAUUGGAGAGCACAGUCCUUGCCAGAUAUAAAUAAAAAGAAAAAUACGAGAGAAUAAUCUGAUUUAAAAUAAAAACGCUUUAUAAGUGAUUUUAAAUAAUGAAAAUUCAUAAUUAAUCAUUUGAAUGAGCGUUACGAAGCAAGUUUCUGUCUUCUGUAUGACGUAAUAAUGAGUAUCGUAUCAGUAGCUGUCGUGUUCAUGGGGAACGUAAGAGAGCCUUUACCUGGAAACGACAUCAGUCAUUAUCGUUAAAGGUAAGAUAUAUAUUACCACUGGAACGAGUUCAGUCAGUUGUUAUGAAACACUGAUUUGUUAUUUUAUUGUCACAUAUAUUAAACUAUUCUUGAAUUCAUGAAAAUGUUAUUACAUGUAUAGUAGUUUAACAUUGACCAGAUAUAGCAUUAAAUAUUGACAUAAUUAUACAGUCAGGUUGUGUUUCAAGCGGUUAGUUGAGUGUCAUUUUUUGCAUGAACUAUUUUGCUUACUUACAUAAUUAUGAUGACUCUAUUGUCUUACUUUUCAGACGUGGAUAGCUAAGAGGAUUAUCUUAAUAUCGUCGUUGCCUCGACAUAUGAUGUACACUGGGUUUUGAUGCCUCUUGAAAAUAUUUGCCACGAUUUAUAAGAAUAAAGAACCCAUCCGUCUUCGUCCUUCUUUGCUGGUAACAUGCACGAGUAAUACAAACUAACCACAAUCUAAUAAAAACGAAAAAUAAAAUGUAACGGCAUCAUAGUAAAUGUGUUCUUUAACAUUUUAUUCAAAACUUUAACAGCUUGUUCAUAAUCAUGUCUAGGCAUAAUCAUAUACUGAACAAAUAUAGCUUUUUGAACAUAUUUAUAUUUAGUUUCGUACUUGAUUUCGAAGUUUGGUCCCGUUGCUUAGUGUUACAUAAUGUACGUGUUUGCGUAUAAUGCGUUUGUGCUAGUCGAACAGAAAUCUAUUCAGUGCCAUUUAUGUCCAUUUCCACUCUAACUUAGCCUGUUUACACUGUUUACAUGUGUGAACAAAACAUAAUGCUUGUUUUAUUACUUUACAUAUAGGCAAAUGGAGAAAAUUCGUCCCAUUAAACAAAAAACAAUGGACUGCUUAGAAAAUAUGUAAGUGCCCUCGUAUGUGGUGAAUAUUUACCAUAUGCAGAGAAUACUAUGUAAUGUUUUACAUUGCGCAAUGAGCAGUUUUUACAUGAGACCAUAACUCGAUUAUGAAUGUCGAAGACAGCAAACUUAGCGUCACAGCCUUUAGCGACAUUGAAGAGUUACCGAUGCCACAUUUUAAUGAUUUACGUAAGUUUAAACUCAUUGUUAUAGGAUGGAUAAUAUAAAUAUGUGUAUAGUUGUGUGUGUUUACAUUGACGAUCAUAGGAUAUAGAGGAAACGCGUUUGAAAAUUUUACUUCUUUUAGAUUUAAAAACAAACUUCGGAACUCGUUUCAUAAUGGACAUAACUUAGUCACAUACAUAAUUUUUACGCGUAUGUUUUUUUAAAAACAUUUUCCUCAUUGAAAAAAUAAACAUUUAAUGUAGAAAUAUAGAAGCAUACUGGGUGUUCUUACUGAACAGAAGCGAAUAUCCGAUAGUGAUUUGUUAAGUUCUAGUUUUUUGAAGCCUUUUUAAUUAAUCUUGUUUUACACUUUAUGAAAAUAGCAAUACACCUAUUCUUCUGUACUGAAACAUAUACCCUUCUUGGAAUCAAGAGCCAUUUUAUCUCCACAUUGAACUUAUACAAUUAUACAUUUUGUCCAAAAAUGACUGUUACUGCCAAAUGUUGCCCUUCAGAUAUACUGUUUAGUGCUAUGUGUGGAUAUAUUGGUCUUACUUAUGUGUGUUUAUAUUUGUCUUAUAUCUUCCAUUGUUUAUUUACUCUAUGAACUGCCAAAUGAAAGUCGUAAUGUGUCGUAGAUAUUUGUCAUGUUUCAUAACUUUUCAGAAUUCCUGAACUGUUGAUAUAUACCUAUAGCAUAAUUGAUGUUGCAUAUUAUAUAUUAGUAAAGAAUCGAAAUAUGUGAAAAUAAAAUAUUUAAAUGUAUUUUUGUCAGAAUCACUCAGUCAAGAACGGUUUGGCUUCUUCAACGUUGGUAAAAUUAGACAUUAGUAAUACUAACAAGAACACAUGAGCAUCCAAUGACAUAGUUUGCCUUCCAAAUCAAAGAAAUAUUUAUUUAUUUUUCCCCAGGAUAUAUAUAUUUUGUCGCUCGUACAAUACAAUACAUUUAAAUAUCACAUUUGGAAAGUUCAAUUAUAAACAUCCAUGCAGAAAUAAUAUUUUCCUCGCCCAGCACUCGAAAUAACUUUUAUUAUGUCCAUUUUAACUUUAUUUUGAUAAUCGAAAUACAAAUGUUGAGGUUGGUAAUACUUUAAAAGUUCGAUGUUUGAAGAUAACAAUUGACAGGCACUUUAACUUCUUUAAUUUGAUGAGCAUUGUUCUAGUAUGAUGUCAUCAGGUUGUGAACGUGCUAUUUGUGCUGUGAUCAUGACGUGACCAACUGUAACACAGGUGUUUUUUGUUACGAUGCGCAUGAAAUCGUGAAUAUUAGAUAAUUCCAAUCUUCAAAUUUUGGUUUUGUAUAUAUAUAUAAAAACCUGAAACAUUUUCGCGGAUUUUUUUACUUAUUAAAAUGGAUUGUAAUUGUAAAAUUUACUAUAUACAUUUGAAUUGUAACAUAGUUUGCAUGUUUAACUAUGAUAUACUUUUAGAUCAACAUUCGAUCCAAUGGUUGUACACUAAUAAUAGUUCAUUAUUGUUUCUUUUGCCUUUUCCAUUAAAUUUGAACUUCAUUGAACAAAGUUGCAAUAGUGCAGUAAUUUUAUAGUCUUAAAGUUUGUAUACGCUCGUCAACAUUUUGACUAGAUAUUAUGGUGUUUGGAGUGUACACCCGGUCACGCAUUGAUUUCCUUGAAACGUCUCUGAAUGUAAUGAAAAUCAAUAGCAAGAAACAAGCAGAAUACACAAAGACAUAGGUCGAAGUUGAGCAAACUGCACAACCAAUUCGCAUACUGGGCUCCGUUUGGUUGGUAGUUUCUGCACAUUAACUGGAUUAAAUAACAACCAUAGUAUACAAUGACAAAAGGAUAAGUUUGAAUUUGAAAAAAUGCACAUACUUAAUUUGCAUACUACACUCUAAGUGAUCGACGUUUCCGAACAAUUACUAAAACAAUUGACCGGAUUCUGAUGAAACUUAAUAUUAUUGUAUCAAGACAAAGGCUAAGUUCGAAGUUGAACAAAAUCUGCCCUUGGCAUUGGACGCGCGUAUCAUUGAUCAUUUAUUAGGGGUGGAUGAGGGUUUUGCAAAUAUUAUAUUACACAAGAAAUCUGUUUGCCUGUGUUAACAUUAGUCAAUUUUCUUUUUUAACAACAAAAGCUUCAUACCAAACGUUUAAUCUUUUUGUACAUCUUCCCUUUAACCAAAGUAUAUAUAUUAUAUUUAUUGAUACGGAAUAUGAGUCGUUAUUGUACCUAAAUCCGUGUCCAGUGGAGCAUAUUUUAUGCAAUAUAUAAACUGUAUAUUAAUGUGGAUUAACCGUAUACUUUCCUAUCAAUUAUGAUAUUGAUUAUGAUUAUUUAUUUUGGAUUUGUUUCUACAAUGAUUUUAGAUAAUGUUAUCACUUACGUAUCAUGUAUAUAUUAUUCACCCUUGGGUUUCUAGGUUGAGUCCCAUGUGAUAUAAGCGUCACAUUCUUUGUUGUUUUGAUUUACCAUUAUUUGUUGUUUUAAUUUUUAUUUAUUUGUCUUUUUUUCUUUAGUAACACUUGGUUGAUUGGAAUACGAUAAACUUUGUUCAAUAUUUUUUAUUAAAUACGAGUGAUUUAUGAGAUACCCUUAGCGGUAUCCAGUUAGUGAUCAACCACUGCUUCCUAAUCGUUGAGUUUUAAUUCAGUGGACUUAAUUCAAUUGCGGUUAAAACAUGUAUAGCCAUGAUACCUGAUAAUAAAGCGUUAUAUCUGCAAAGCUCAUCUAUUUGAAAAUUUGGUCAGCCUAAUUCCAUGAACAAAUAGCAUUGAAUGUUCAAUUUGUCGUGUACCAGUCAUAGUACAUGUCACACCUUGGUAUUUAUGCCCUUGUUCAACGACGAUAAUGGAAUCAGAUUGAUAGUUGUUGCUUGUAUGAGAUUUCGAACCGAGUAUUCGAGUACAGCGAGAUUCGCAUGCUAGUAUGCUAAAAGAUAUAGUAUUUAUCUUUUAUUUAGUGCUUUUAAUGUGUUGUGCCAAGUUUAUUUAAGCUUAGUGUUUCAUGCCAAAUGCAGUUAUCAUUAUAUAUUGGUUGUUGUUUUUUUAUCUAUUUAUUUUAUUGUUCACGUAUGGUUUUUCAUAUUGCAGUGUGUUCAUUAGCUUAAUGAUGAUGUUUUGUGUCGAAAACUGACGAUGUCUAUAUUGUUGAUCCUAUUUAUUCGAUCAUGACUGCAACAUACUUUAAACACACUUAUGUAAGUGUUAUUACAGCUUCAUAUCCUGAGUACAAUUGACUUGCUAUUAUUGAUUACUGCAUCUGCAAAAAGCUUUAAUUUCAGUGGUAUUUUCUCUUCGAUAUUGAAAAUACGAAUCCAUGCAAAUCUGAACACGUGCAUUCACCUUACCUUCAUGGUCGUAAAAAUAACUUAGUGAGAAAAUAACUCUCUAUAAUUUGCAUUACUAGAUCUUUUUUCGAUAGACAAUAACGUUAAACUCUAGUUGGUUCUACCUAAUACAGAAAUACGACUCGUAGUCUAUAUGAAUUUUGUCAUUUCAUAUAUGCUACCUGCAGAAACUUUCAACGACUUCAGCUGAUAUGGCUGGAUGAUGAGCUUGAUAAGCUGUUUCAGCAAGUAAAAUUCAACAGUAACAAUAAUACAAAAUCCGGAAUGGAAAACAUCAGUCUAUUAUUACUAUUAUUAAAUAGGUAUUCUGUUCCUAAAGUACAUUAUACACACUAGCAAGCACGGUGAUAUAAAGCAUGAUAAUAAAACAUUUUGAUAUGUUGGUAAUUUCACCAGAAAUAAAACCGCAUAAUUAAGACCGCUAUAUACUUGCGUUUACAGUAACUAUAAUGAAUGCAGUUUGUAGCGUCAUUUUUCCGUGCAGAUUGAAUUUGUUAUUUAUUGUGUUGUUUUUAUUGUAAUAUUUAGAAUAAAGUGGUCAAAAUAG
Messenger RNA from Mizuhopecten yessoensis (Yesso scallop), 9524 nucleotides. RefSeq lists its product as uncharacterized. NCBI's taxonomy places the organism in Eukaryota, Metazoa, Mollusca, Bivalvia, Pectinida, Pectinidae. The coding region runs from base 228 to 1472 and encodes 414 amino acids. The record is from RefSeq and is a predicted model, not a curated record. Gene Ontology annotation, biological process: intracellular signal transduction. The transcript is spliced from 4 exons.